AUGCCCGUCUACCACAUCGUUCUCUUUCGCCUCAAGCAAGGCGUGACACCAGCUCAACUGAGUGUCUGGACUCAAAAGGCCAAGGGUAUGGUUGGCAAGAUUCCAGGACUGGUCUCGAUGGAAUGCGGGCAGCCUCUUCCUAUCUGUCUCCCUCGUGCACAGGGAUUCGAUAUGGGUCUUGUGGCGGUUCUGGAGAAGCCGGAGCAUGUUGCUUCUUAUGCCGUGCAUCCGGCUCAUUUGGAAGUUCACAAGAUGAGAGAGGAGCUAUGCGAUGAUACUUUGGCCUAUGAUUUGGAGUUCUAG
Messenger RNA from Penicillium cataractarum, 303 nucleotides. RefSeq names its product Dabb family protein. NCBI's taxonomy places the organism in Eukaryota, Fungi, Ascomycota, Eurotiomycetes, Eurotiales, Aspergillaceae. Bases 1 to 303 code for a protein of 100 amino acids. The record is from RefSeq and is a predicted model, not a curated record. The transcript has 4 exons.